AAAGGCGACGCCCUCACACCAGUAGAAUUACCGGCUGCAUGGAGUAAGGAGCAAGCAGUGGUGGCCCCUCGAGCGGAGGCUUCCACUUCUACCUUUCCGGCAUACAGCAUGGAGGCUCUUUCUUGGUUACAACAAGCAGAUCCAGUGGUGGCGUCUUUCCUCAAGUAUUGGCAGCGGGGGGAGAGACCGAUUCGGGAGAAGAGGCGUGCAAAGUCAACGAGGGUUCUGGAGCUGUUGCGUCAAUGGGAAAGAGUGGUAGAACGGAAAGGUGUGUUUUACCGUAAGCGCGAGAGCCCAAGACAGGGCCCGCAGGAGCAGAUAAUAAUGCCUAGGGCGUUGCAGACAGAGGUACUGGUGCAGAUGCAUGGAGGCCAUGGUCACCAAGGUAUUGAGCGGAGCUUUAAAUUGGUGAGUGGGCGUUGUCUUAGCAGUCGUUUCUGUUUAUUGUUCAGCCUAGAAAUAUCUUUAUUAAUUCCAAAUUAAUUAAUAAAGAUCAUAUAUUUUUAAUAAUAUGUUGUUGUUCUGCCUGCUAAUUGUACUGAACCUCCAGGGUCACAUAUAUAAACUCAUACAUGAUUCAUCUUGUGACAAGGUUGGACAAAGUUACGAAUGAAUUUUUGAUGCAUUCUUUAAAUCCUUAAAUAGGACAGGAGUUUGUUAAGAGCAGCAGACAGCCUCAUCCUCCUCCGCUGUUGCCCCUCUGCAGUGUUUGAUACAGAACCACUGGGUUAUGAUUUCUUGUUAAAUGUGGUGCUCUCUGCUGGGGUAAAGUGAGAAUUUAGUUUGCAAAAGCAAGCUAUUGCAUGAUUAGAAAUGUUUAAAUAUUUAUGUGUCCAUUCAUAUGAUAAAUUACUGUGAACUUAGAGAAGUUUCUAGAUAAUGAAUGUCCACAUGUGGCUCUGAAUAUGUAUGCAGCGACUGUACAGCUGAAGUUAUGGGGAGUGUAAAAAUGGAUAAAUGUUCUUAAGCCUAAUAGGAGGAAAAGGAAAGCACAAAAAACAGCAGAAUAGCAGGAAAUAAAAGGCUCUGGAGGCUAUUCAUCACAUUUCUGGAUUUGUUUUCUGUUCAAAGAUGGAGCGCUGACUUUAAAUUGAGGGUUUAUCUUUUAAAGUAGGAGAAUGGAGAGACAAAGGUGGCAGAGAAAAGUAAAGAGUAAGUCAUUUGUAGAAAUGUGUCACUGCUCUCUCCCUCUGUGGUGCACACACACUCACUCACUCACACACACACACACACACACACACACACACACGCUCUACCCCUUACAGCUUAUCACUAAGUGCUCCAGGUGAGUCGGUGAUUUAGACCAGUCAUUUCCGAGCCUCUCUGUCUGCCUGUAAUGACUCUAUCCUAGACCUGCUGGCACACAGAGAUACUGAGAGCUGGAGUGAAGCUGAACAGCGACUACUGGGGACGGACCCUCCGCAGUGACUGAUGAUCAAUUAGACCCCGGGCUCUCCAACUUUUCUUUUUUUUUAUUUCUGCAGGUCUCUGAAUGGAUCACCCACUCUGACAAAUUUGGGGAUUUUAGUUUGGAAAUAUUUCCUCCACCAUCAUUUUGCACAAAUGGACCAAACGAUGAUUUAUUUCCUGUCUUUGUACAACCGUGA
Messenger RNA from Xyrichtys novacula (pearly razorfish), 1607 nucleotides. The record is from the annotation of a GenBank genome assembly. NCBI's taxonomy places the organism in Eukaryota, Metazoa, Chordata, Actinopteri, Labriformes, Labridae.